AUGGUGCGAACUAGGAAACAAAUAGCCUCGGACGAAUCCGAAGUAAGGGCUGCUUCGGAGGGAUUGGAUAUUCAGCCUUCGACAUCUGCAGGUGGUGCGAGCGGUGCCUCGGUGUCGUAUGUUCCCGUAAGACCGGCUGCCAUAGGACUUUCAUCAUUAAACUCUGAACCGUGCUUGGAUACCGUUGAGUCUCCCGCGCGAGGAAGAGGAAUCAUUGGCCAAAUAGGUAGGCAACGAAGGAUGAAGUGGGACCGCAAUAUGAAUAUUGCUGCUAUCCGAGCUUACUUAUUGGCUACAAACUUAGAGAAAGAAAAACAGGAUAUCGCAAAAGAAUCAAUCGUCACUGGAAUGAAAAAUAUCCGCAUAUAG
This is a messenger RNA of Nezara viridula (southern green stink bug), 369 nucleotides long. The record is from the annotation of a GenBank genome assembly. Lineage: Eukaryota; Metazoa; Arthropoda; Insecta; Hemiptera; Pentatomidae.